AUGAUCGUUCCAGCCCCCAUGGCCGCAGAUCAGAAGGCAUCAGGUUCUGCCUGCGCUUUAUCACUCGAGCUUAUGGACACGGUAAUCCUUCAUAUUUCAGCACUGCCUGGUCCACGGCCUUGGUCCAGGCAGUUCCGGUUCUGGUACAAAAAGUACAACUCCGAGCUCCAGUCGCUGUCUACAGGGCCGUGCAACGAAACUCUAGAGGACUAUUACGCAUCCUUCGACGCGCCACAAGGCUCCUUUCACUCAUCACAGCUCUUGUCUGUCUGCUAUCAGCACGAGAGAUGUGUCUAUGACGGCCUGUCGACCGAUGAGCAACUAAACUUCCAGAGUGCAGGGAUCGCGCUAGGCCUGCUACCGACUCUGAUAUCCUCCCUCGGAAUCAGCAUUACCGAAGUCGCGCUUCUUUCCGCACACCGACCGUUCCUGUCCCUGCUACUCAGCCUGGCGGCUCCAGCUGUCUGGCCGCUGAGGAUAUUUGAGUACAAUGACCCAGCCCAUCUCCUGGCUCCAGGGCCGGGCCGGGUAGAGAUGCAGAGAUUGGGGCCAUGGGCCGCCCGCGCACUCAGUCUAUGCGAAUACGUACUGGCCAUCGCGGCGGUUUUCAGUAACUUCCUCCUGUCGUGGGAUAUGGGGAACAAGACCAUCCUGUCCUGGGGUUGUACCAUGACUUUUGGGCCUCUGCUGUGGAUGUCGCUACCGCUGGUCCUGCACAUCCCGUCGGCGCUUAGCUACGGGAUCAUAGCCUGGCAGGGGAUAGAUGAUCCUAGCGCCAACUAUGCCUUCGCCUGGUUAAUUGACGGAUACACAUCAUCAAGUCAGGACAUAGUACAAGUCCAGCAGUGGCUGCAGUACUGCAAGGCAAAUCAUGACGAUCGCAGGCCUGUAUCAAGUGGCAUUCGAUUAAACCGCUUUCUUCUAGUCGGGGAAUCAAUCGACACCACUGUGAAGUUCAUACAAGCACAGAAUCUCGACAAAGGGGACGCAGAGCCUUACACCACGCUCUCAUAUUGUUGCAUGACCAAGUAUUCAAAACUACGUCGGCAAGCAAAGCUGAGAUGGAAGAUGGAUGAUGAGGAUGAGCUUGCUAAAGAGGUCGCGAAAAUGCAUCAUUACGAUAGCAACUCUUUUUUUACUAUAUCGGCAGCGACAGCAGCAUCUUGCAGUGAGGGCUUUCUACAUGAUCAUGCAAUGCCGCACAAGGGUGACUACGAUUUGUUUGGGCCUUACUAUUUCCCAGUUGACCUCGGGGUUCCGGAACAGCCUUCAAAUUUGAAACUUCUCAAAACCUCCAACCCGAUUUACACCAUCGAAUCGCGAGCGUGUACACUACAGGAAGAGCUACUCUCUCAUCGUUUGAUCUCUUUUCAUGACCGCUUCGUCAGAUGGUCUUGCCGCACGGCGUCAUACGGAAAUUAUUAUCGUUAUAAUUUCCGUGAUUUACGCGGUCUUCUGGUCGAUUUUGUCAGCGGAACGGAGGAACUAUCUGAUUACGAGUUGGCUUGGAGUACGGUAGUGGUGUGGCGCUGUGUUGUCGAGGAUUACACGGCCCGGGCUCUGUCUAACGAGAGGGACAAGCUGCCGGCCAUAUCUGGGAUUGCUUCCGUCCUAUCAACCCCUUCUGAUUCAUCAGAACGGAGUCAUCAGAUUAACUUUGUGGCUGGCCACCUUGUGCACUGUUCACUUGCACAUCCAUUGACAGUGGUGGACUCUUCGAGACUGGAGAUCAGAUAUGAACCCCAAGACUAUUUCGAGUCGGGACUAGUGGCUAUCCAACUCGUAUGGCAGCAUGCGUGGUGGGUCGAGCUCGAAAGUCAAAAACAAAAUUCUCAACCGUCACCUUAUGUUGCCCCUUCAUGGUCAUGGGCAAGCCAUGUGGGUGGAGUUAGUGUAAUGAGCUACACAAACUACCAAUCGUACGGCACAAAGUACGAAGCUUUUGACAACCUCAUCCUCAAAUUCUGGGAGAAGGGAUUGAGGGUUCGGGAAGUCGGCGUUGUUCUGCGCAACUCGGAAGCACCGUACGGAGCACUAACUGGGGGUUUCAAUAACUCUGGACGGCCACAUCUUCCGCUCGGAUGA
Diaporthe amygdali is the source of this 2085-nucleotide messenger RNA. RefSeq lists its product as uncharacterized. The record is from RefSeq and is a predicted model, not a curated record. The transcript has 4 exons. The coding region runs from base 1 to 2085 and encodes 694 amino acids. Lineage: Eukaryota; Fungi; Ascomycota; Sordariomycetes; Diaporthales; Diaporthaceae.